AAAUAAAGACGUGUAGUGAAGACAAAAGAAGAGUCACUAUAAAAACCAGAGAAGGGAAGAAACUGGGAGCGUGACCGACUGACAGCUGAACCGGCGACCACAGAGAAAGAUGCAUGCCUUCCUGCUGCUUGUCUGCUUUGUCCUCGCUGCGACAGAGUACUCCUUUUCCUCUGCCCACAUGAUCCCCGAUGAGUGUCUCCCCACAAAUAAGACAAUUAUUGUGAAGAAGCGCCCUCCUCCUCCUGCUAACUGCAUUCCCUUGUGGGGAAGCUGUAAAUCUCCCAGCAAUGUGUGCUGUGAUUUCUGUGCUUUCUGCCGGUGUCAGCUCUUCAGAACUGUCUGUUACUGUCGAAUGGGCAACCCUCGCUGCUGA
Molecule: messenger RNA, 373 nt
Organism: Cottoperca gobio
Lineage: Eukaryota; Metazoa; Chordata; Actinopteri; Perciformes; Bovichtidae
Product: agouti-signaling protein-like
Exons: 3
Coding region: 110-373 (87 amino acids)
Biological process (GO): hormone-mediated signaling pathway; melanosome organization
Cellular component (GO): extracellular region
Molecular function (GO): neuropeptide hormone activity; melanocortin receptor binding
Source: RefSeq, a predicted model, not a curated record